AUGACCCUGUAUCUACGACAACGAAACUGUAUCAUUCCAGUCUCCUGUAAGGUCCGGAAAUUCGGUAAGCCCGGACCCCCAAUGACGCAAUCAUGCGCUCGAGCUCGCUGGCUCGCGCUGCAUAAUCCGAAAAGGGUAACCGUAUGCCCCGAUCCGGUAGUACCUUGUUCAGAUAAGGGCUCUUCCCAAAAGAACGUCUUAGGGCUGCUCUUUCGGGAAAGCCACAUACCAUAUCUUAACACGUGCAUGCUUGCUUCCCUUUUAGGAAGGCGUAUUUCCCGUUCAGUUUCUGUUCUAUUUUUUCCUUCCUUUUUGCCAUCUAUUCUUAGUUUCUUUUCCUUGCAUAUCGUGCUCUACGAAGCUCAUCCUUUUUUUAAUAUCUACAAUGGAGCGAACGGUGAGCGUCUCCGAAGUAGCUCGAACAACACGUUCACUCCAAAAAGUUCAGGUUUACCACUAGUUUGGACGAGUCUUGAAUUGUCACAAAUCCAGGAAGACCACAAUCGCUCGUCUACGUCUUCGCUUUUUUCUUGA
Lachancea sp. 'fantastica' is the source of this 534-nucleotide messenger RNA. NCBI's taxonomy places the organism in Eukaryota, Fungi, Ascomycota, Saccharomycetes, Saccharomycetales, Saccharomycetaceae. The record is from the annotation of a GenBank genome assembly.